Molecule: messenger RNA, 3170 nt
Organism: Manis javanica (Malayan pangolin)
Lineage: Eukaryota; Metazoa; Chordata; Mammalia; Pholidota; Manidae
Source: RefSeq, a predicted model, not a curated record
CCCAGAAGUGGGUGAGAUCAAGCUAAUGCUAUGCAGCCUUAGUGCCCAGGGGAAUCGUGCCUAGCCAGCUCUCGGAACGCCCCUGUUCUUGCCCCUUCCCGGGGCAGCCACGUGGCCCCACGCCGGCCAGACGCGCGGGGAGAGCUGCUCCAGCCCAGCGCAGCCCGGACCCCGCCAGGGUGCUGGUCCCGACCCGGUCCCGGAGGCUCAGCAGAUUAGGGCACCCGUCUGAGCAGGAGUGUUUGGAGAUGCCAUUAAAAUUCUUACAAAAACUGAAAGUGAAAUGAGGAAGGCCGGUUGAGCAAUCGAGGAGAAGGGCGAAUGCCAGGAAGACCUGCUGUGCAGUAGGGCCGCGAUGCGGGAGGGACGCGCAGGAGCCCUCUCCUGAGGGCGACGGCCGCGCCGGGCCCUGUGGCCCAUGUGGGUCGCCCCCGGGCACAGACAACAGGAAAUGACCCAGUCCCUGUGGUCACUCACUGUGCAGGCCCGGACCUUCGAAGCUCCCGGAGGGAAAUGGAUGGCUGCGCAGGCCGGGAGCAGGCACGCCUGCCCUCUCGCCUCCAGGCAGGAGAAGAAAUGAAACUGGAGCGCGUGUCCAUCCUCCCGCGCAAGGAAGGGCCCCCGGUGCGGCUCCCCCAGCCCGGGAAGCUGCUGGCCGUGCCCCUGCUGCUGGCCCUGCUGUCCUGCGGCCUCACGGCGCUGUCCUUCUACCGCGUGGCCGCCCUGCAAGCUGAGCUGGGCAGCCUCCGGGCCGAGCUGCGUGAGCGCCGCGAGGAGCCGCGGCCAUUGCGCGCGGCCUCCGCGGCCCCCAACGGGAGCUGGCGCGGCUGCAGCCCCGGGCGCACCGCUCGGCCGCAGGGGCCUCUGCAGCGGCGUGCGCCCUUCUCCUCGCAGGGCGUCUCUGCACCUCCAGCCCCCGGAGGCGGCCACCCCAGGCGAAGCCUCAGGAGCAAGCGUGCCACCCCGGGUCCGGAAGGGACAGGAGCGUACACAUUUGUCCCGUGGCUGCUCAGCUUUAAAAGAGGAAGAGCCCUAGAAGAAAAAGAAAAUAAAAUAUUGGUCAAAGAAACCGGUUACUUCUUCAUAUAUGGUCAGGUUUUAUACACUGAUAACACCUUUGCCAUGGGGCACCUGAUACAGCGUAAGAAAGUCCAUGUCUUUGGGGACGAGCUGAGUCUGGUGACUUUGUUCCGAUGUAUUCAAAACAUGCCUGAAACAUUACCCAAUAAUUCCUGUUAUUCAGCUGGCAUCGCAAAGCUGGAAGAAGGAGAUGAACUCCAGCUUGCAAUACCACGCGAGGAUGCUAAAAUAUCACGGGAUGGAGACGGCACAUUUUUUGGUGCAUUGAAACUUCUGUGACCUACGUCCACCUUGUUUGUGGCUAUUUUCCUCCCUUUCGCUGUACCUCUUGAGGAGAAAACACUUAACUGGAAAUAACAAAAGGAGAAAAAAGAAGUAGUUAACGUAGCCUUUUCUGUGAGGCAUUUGUUUUGGUUUGAUGGAACUAGACCCAAACAGGAAAUUUAACAGACAAACCACAGCCAAAGGGUGUCAUGUGAAUUACGAGAAAUAGAGCCCAUUUAAGGAAAAAUGGAAUUAGACUUUUCACUAUAAUGCCAUGUUGAACAACUUAGUCAUAGCUUCUGGUCUUGGAGGAAGCAGAGGAUUCAAUGGCGCAGUAACAUUUCUUCAAAAAUGGCUUUCCAUUGUUUAUCAUGGAACAAGUGCCCACAUCUGUAGGAUAUGAAGACUCUUGGGAAAUCUCAGGAUUCAUCCUUUAUUUUUAUAUUAAAUAUGCCCCUCUUCUAUUUUUCAGUUAGCAUUUUGGAAAGUGGGGGAAAAAAAAGAAAUCAUGCAUUUGAUACAUGAAAAAAGUAAUUAACAGGUUUUAAAUAUAUUAAACAAUUGGACUCAAAAGACAUAGGUACUAUUUAAAUCUUUUUGGUUAUUUUAGGUUUGUGGUUUUUAUCUCUAAUAUUACAGAUUACCUGAUGGAACACCCCCAUUUUUCACAGGAGGGAAAUAGUUCUCUCAUGUGUCUAUGCUUAUGUGUAUCUUUUAUGGCUAAUUUUAGUUACUUCAGAAGCUUUUAAUGUAGGCUAAUUCAAUUUAUAAUCCACAUAAGCAUUAAUUGAAAAAAAAUAAUUAUAAUUAUUCCUCUGUAAAAAUAAAAUCUCCAGUAGAGUCAAUGAAUACUUUUAUAAUAAUGUAAUAUAAUUCCCUGUAUUUCCUACCCUUGUGUUUUAAACUGCUGCUAUUGUAGUAAACAUAUAUUCCAGCCUUUAUAAAAUACUUAUUAUUACCUUUACAGAAGUGGAAGUUUAAUUAAUGUUCUUGUUAUCCUGAAGUAUAUUAUAUGCCAUGUGCUUGUUAUAAAGGUUCUGAUAUGCCAGAAGACAUCAUCCUAAUUUUCAUUUUAUAAAGAAUCAUAUUUGAGAAUGCCAUAAUACUUAUCUUUUAUAACACCAGUUUCCCUUGUUUUGCUUGUCUUUUUAUGAAUGUCAUAACUUUAAAGAGUUUACUUCAUUAGUUUAAAUUGUAGAUAGAAGAUGAGCCCCUGCUCUACACUAAUUUUCCCCACUCCACAUUAAGAUAUUUUUAAAGAUAUAGUGAACAAAGAAAAUGAUUUGUAUUUUGUGUCUGAAAUUAAGCUUUAAACAUACGAUUUCUGUAAUUUUGGCUCUUUGGUUAAAGUAAAAUAUAUUUUGCAAUUUAUUUUGUUUUAUAAUAUUAUAAAUAGAGAUGUGACAGGUGAAAUAGGAGUUACCUUAUGAGAAGGAGGUUAGUAAUUUUCUUAGUAUUGCUGCUAAUUUCAUUGCCACAUAAAAACUUUCUGUGCUCACAUCAGAGCAGCUUCUCCCAGGGUGGGUGAGAUGUGGGACCCACAGCUGGCAGGGGCAGCUGGCCACGCCAAAGCCUGCAGACCCCACCGAGCCACGGCCAGACCGUCUCGAGGUGAAUGCAUUUCUCUUGUAAGCGCCGUCUGAGGUUGUCUUUGAUUUCCUUCUCUCGCCAUUGCCACUGACAUUAUCCAAAUUGACUGAGUCUUUUCUUAUUUAAAAAAUAAAAAAAUAAUGGAAUGAAACUAUGCUUAAGAUCACUUUAAAAAUAAAGAUAAUAAAUGAAAUUAUAGAAGUGUAUUAACAAUAAAGUACGAGUGUAGAUUUGUU